This is a messenger RNA of Aegilops tauschii subsp. strangulata, 798 nucleotides long. RefSeq lists its product as uncharacterized. Lineage: Eukaryota; Viridiplantae; Streptophyta; Magnoliopsida; Poales; Poaceae. Gene Ontology annotation, cellular component: chloroplast thylakoid membrane. The record is from RefSeq and is a predicted model, not a curated record.
GCGCAAGAGGAUGGAGGAGUAAAAAGGGAAGAAGAAAAACUAGAGGGUGGAGUUGGACGGCUGCUGCAGUCCAUAAAAAAGGAGCUCUGCGCAGGAGAGGCGGUCGCGGGCAGCGAGAAUGGCGUGCUCUCCCUCUCCCCGGCUGCUCCACCGGGCGUCUUCCUCUUCUCCGUUGCUCUCGGUCGGGCAUGUGCGCUCGGCUCCGUCCUCCACGUUCGGAUGGACCAUCCAAUGCAAGCAAUCCGGACAUAUAUUGUAUGGAAGAAGCCAUGUGACAAGCUUCCUGGCUCUUGCUAGUGCAGAUGCACCACAAGGCAAAGGAAGUUCAGGUCAGAAAGUGAUAAUGGUUGAUCCACAGGAAGCUAAGCGCUUAGCAGUGAAACAAAUGCAAGAAAUUCGUGCCAGAGAUAAGCUGAAGAAACGUCAUCAAGCAGAAGCUAUUAACGGCGCAUUGGCGGUGAUAGGAUUGACUGCUGCAUUGGUAUUGGAAGGUCAGACAGGAAAGGGUAUCUUGGGGCAGCUAGCAGGAUAUCUGGCGGCUUUAUCUAGUUUAUUUGGGCAAUAACUGUCACUCUUGGAAGAAUUUUGUAACUUUCCUCGACCAGGAGAGCUCUAAAUCUUACUUGCUGGAUCCAACCAAUUUUCAUAUCUAAUCCAAGCUGGAUGUACAAUAACGCUUGGAUUUGCACGUGAAAUGAUCUACUCGGCUAUUUUUCCUAGACUGAAAAUCAAACAUUGUAUUUAUAUUCUUUUCCAUGUACUCAACAUUCAACAACGUAUUCCCUUCCUUCUGAAAAA